Messenger RNA from Penaeus indicus, 867 nucleotides. RefSeq lists its product as uncharacterized. The record is from RefSeq and is a predicted model, not a curated record. Lineage: Eukaryota; Metazoa; Arthropoda; Malacostraca; Decapoda; Penaeidae. The transcript has 2 exons. Bases 1 to 867 code for a protein of 288 amino acids.
AUGCGACCCCCGCCCACAAGUCUCCCAUACACAGCACUCCUUACCACAGGACUCCCACCCACAGUUCGCCCACGGAUCCUCACCCACAGAACUCCUACACACAGAACCCUCACCCACAGGGGUCCCACCCACAGUACUCCCACACACAGUUCUCACACAUACAGUUCUCCCACAGGGCCUUCACCCACAGGACUCCCACACACAGUACUCCCUCCCACAGGACCCUCACCCACAGGACUCCCACACACAGUUCUCCCACAGGGCCUUCACCCACAGGACUCCCACACCCAAUACUCCCUCCCACAGGACUCCCACAGGACCUUCACCCACAACCCACACACAGUUCUCCCACAGGACCUUCACCCACAGAACUCCCACACACAAUACUCCCUCCCACAGUUCUCCCACAGGACCCUCACCCACAGAACUCCCACACACAGUACUCCCUCCUACAGGACUCCCACAACACCUUCACCCACAGAACUCCCACACACAGUACUCCCUCCCACAGGACCCUCACCCACAGUACUCCCUCCCACAGGACCUUCACCCACAGAACUCCCACACACAGUACUCCCUCCCACAGGACCCUCACCCACAGUACUCCCUCCCACAGGACUCCCACAAGACCUUCACCCACUGAACUCCCACACACAGUACUCCCUCCCACAGGACCCUCACCCACAGUACUCCCUCCCACAGGACUCCCACAGGACCCUCACCCACAGUACUCCCUCCCACAGGACUCCCACAGGACCUUCACCCACAGAACUCCCACACACAGUACUCCCUCCCACAGGACCCUCACCCACAGGCCUCCCGCCCUCUUUCCGCGGGGGCCCUCCACCGGAAGCUGUCGUUGAUUAG